UUGAUUUCGAUUAUUUCAUCAAUAUUUGGCUAUAUAACGCCAUGAUAUAAUUCGCGCUGUACAAAUAAAAAGAUUUAUGUAAUUGACCCAGCAACUAAGUAUAGCGCGUUAUCAGACGAUAAGAAACGUUCAGUGAGUUUAAUUGUCACAAAUAAGAUAAUGCUGUCAGUUUAGGUAUUGCUGUUUACUUUAUUUUAUUGUAAGCGUCGGUACGGAUUGCACAAAUGAGUGGUGUAUUGUGCAGAACUGUGUUGUCCUUCCGAUAUAUCAGACUACCCAUGGCUCGUAACGCGUCCACCGCUUUUCUCAUCGAAGAUCCUAAAUAUGGAUUUUUAAAAGAAUUAGGACUUAAGGAGAAAAAUAUAGGUGUGUUCAAUGGAAAAUGGGAGGCCAAUGGACAGAUUAUCCAAUCAUUCAGCCCGGCUAACGGCAAAAUCAUAGCAGAAGUGCAAGCUGCCAGCCCGUCAGACUAUGAGGCGUGCGCAGCGGCCGCACAAGAGGCUUGGCACACGUGGGCUGAGAUGCCCGCUCCGGCCAGAGGAGAAAUCGUUAGGCAAAUUGGAGAUGCUUUGAGAGAAAAACUACAGCCGCUAGGACAGCUAGUGUCCUUGGAAAUGGGUAAAAUCCUGCCGGAAGCUGUAGGAGAAGUGGUGGAAUAUAUUCACGUGUGCGACUUGGCUCUGGGCCUGUCCCGCACUCUGCCCGGCACUAUCCUGCCCUCGGAGCGUCCUGGUCACGUGCUCAUUGAGAAGUGGAACCCACUGGGAGCUAUCGGCAUCAUCACUGCGUUCAACUUCCCUGUCGCCGUGUUUGGAUGGAACAGCGCUAUUGCUAUGGUUUGCGGAGACGUGAGUGUGUGGAAACCCUCAGACACUACUCCCCUCACCGCUGUCGCAGUGACGAAGAUCGUGGAGAGCGUCCUUGAGAAGAACAACAUACCCGGGGCCGUCGCAGCUCUAUGCGUUGGCGGGAAAGACAUCGGACAACAGCUCGUCAAGGAUGAGAGGAUGAAAUUGGUAUCGUUCACUGGCAGCACAGCUGUUGGACAACAGGUAGGAGUGGAGGUACAGAAGCGUUUCGGGCGCCACCUGCUGGAGCUGGGCGGCAACAACGCCAUCAUAGUGAACGCUGACGCGAACUUGGACCUGCUGCUGUCCGCCGCGCUGUUCGCAUGCGCCGGCACCGCGGGACAACGAUGCACCACUACUAGGCGGCUGCUCAUUCAUAAGAAGGUGUACAGCGAAGUGGUGGAGCGCCUUAAGAAGGCAUACGCGGGUGUUGUCAGCAAGAUCGGAGACCCGCUCCUCGCUGAAACCCUGAUCGGUCCUCUCCACACUCCCGCUGCUGUCGAAGCGUACAAGAAGACUGUAGCGGAGGCCGUCAAACAAGGAGGAAAGAUUGAAUUUGGCGGAAAGGUAAUCGAGCGCGAAGGGUACUUCGUGGAGCCGACCAUCAUCACAGGCUUGCCUCACGAUUCCCCGCUGGUCAAGAGCGAGUGUUUCGCGCCCAUCGUUUACUGCAUCGAAAUACCAGACCUCGACACCGGAAUCAAGUACAACAAUGAGGUUGACCAAGGCCUGUCCUCCAGCUUGUUCACGGAGAGCUUGGGAGAUAUAUUCAAGUGGAUCGGACCGCACGGGUCGGACUGCGGCAUCGUGAACGUGAACAUUCCUACCAAUGGCGCGGAGGUGGGCGGCGCGUUCGGCGGGGAGAAGGCCACCGGCGGCGGCCGCGAGUGCGGCUCCGACUCCUGGAAGAACUACAUGCGCCGCUCCACCGUCACCAUCAACUACUCCGGCACCAUCAAACUGGCGCAGAACAUUAAGUUCGGCGAUGAAUAAAUACUCUACUGCAGCGUUGCUAUAUUUAUUUUUCGAUUGGAUACCGACCACCUCCAAUGUUGAAAACAGCCCAGUUCCUCAUUCAUAGUUGAUGAGUGGUCAACUCAUGCCGCCCUCUUCGAGGCAUGUAUUUUCGACGACCUACAAUUUUAUAUUUGGACUGCUUAUUACGGCAUUUAUAUGCUUCAGUUUAGUUUGAUAUUAUGUUUGUAUAACCAAUAUAUAUUUUACUUUAUGAUAAAACUGGAAGACUGAAGUAAAAAUAAAACAUAUUUUUAAUA
Molecule: messenger RNA, 2122 nt
Organism: Manduca sexta (tobacco hornworm)
Lineage: Eukaryota; Metazoa; Arthropoda; Insecta; Lepidoptera; Sphingidae
Gene: Aldh7A1
Product: putative aldehyde dehydrogenase family 7 member A1 homolog
Exons: 8
Coding region: 225-1841 (538 amino acids)
Molecular function (GO): aldehyde dehydrogenase (NAD+) activity
Source: RefSeq, a predicted model, not a curated record